This is a messenger RNA of Symbiodinium sp. CCMP2456, 203 nucleotides long. The record is from the annotation of a GenBank genome assembly. Lineage: Eukaryota; Dinophyceae; Suessiales; Symbiodiniaceae.
GAAGUACGCAAGGAAGUACAACCUGACCUCCCAGUACGACGAGAACCUAGCACAAGUCAGGAGCUGGAUUCGUCAGCGUCAUGUCGUGCACGACCUGGACCGACAGCUGUGGAGGUGGCCGCUUUGCCCAGACGGCAUGCACUGGGAUGCUGAAGUGGAGGAGGAGCUCUGUGACACCUGGACGGAGCUCCUCAGCCCGCGCC